This is a messenger RNA of Mugil cephalus (flathead mullet), 5962 nucleotides long. RefSeq names its product CAP-GLY domain containing linker protein 1b (gene clip1b). Gene Ontology annotation, molecular function: microtubule plus-end binding. Gene Ontology annotation, cellular component: microtubule plus-end; nucleus; cytoplasm. The transcript has 23 exons. Lineage: Eukaryota; Metazoa; Chordata; Actinopteri; Mugiliformes; Mugilidae. The coding region runs from base 252 to 3002 and encodes 916 amino acids. The record is from RefSeq and is a predicted model, not a curated record. Gene Ontology annotation, biological process: cytoplasmic microtubule organization; positive regulation of microtubule polymerization.
UUUUCGUCCGUGGAGGCAGCGUCGGUUCCCAAGGUGACGUCAGGUCGGGGCUGGGCUGGAAAAACAUGUAACGGAGGAAAAGAGGGAGACACCGACAUCACUAAACCGGGACCCGGUUCACCCCAAAGACACCAACUCCUUCCGUCAUACUGGGACGGUGUGCGUGGUGGGGAAGGCCUAGUGCCCCACCUUGAUCAGGCCCCCCACCUCCACCCACUGCACCCACUGCACCCACUGCACCCACUGCACCCAUGGACAAACAAGGAGCCAUGACUACUCCGGCCAAGGCCAGCGGCCUGAAGCCCCCCAGCAAAAUAGUCCGUCCCUCUGGUGUUCCCCCGAAGACGUCGCCCUCGUCUGGGGCUCCGAAGCCGCUUCCUCCCGAGAAGCCGCCGACCCAGGAAGGAAGCGCGGACUUUCAGGUCGGCGAGAGGGUCUGGGUGAACGGCAACAAGCCCGGCUACGUGCAGUUCGUCGGGGGCACCCAGUUCGCCCCGGGGCAGUGGGCGGGCAUCGUGCUGGACGACCCCAUCGGGAAGAACGACGGCUCGGUGGCCGGGGUGCGGUACUUCCAGUGCGAGGACGGGAGGGGGAUCUUCACCCGGCCCUCGAAGCUGUCCAGGACCGCGCUGCCGGAGAAGGAGGCCAACGGUGGGCAGGCCGGUCCGGCACCAGGAGCCCCGGCUGCAGGAGAACCUGCCCCUGCAGCCACCACCUCCGCCGUUCAAGGAACCGGCAUAAAGACGAGUGGAGCUCUGAACCGAAUGAUGUCCAGCGAGUCUGUGUCCAACCUCUCAGACCAGGACUCCAUGAAGAAGAACAGGAGGGAGCUGAGGCUGGGAGACCGUGUGCUGGUUGGCGGCACCAAAGCAGGAGUGGUGCGGUUUCUCGGGGAGACGGACUUUGCCAAAGGCGACUGGUGUGGAGUGGAACUAGACGAACCUCUCGGCAAGAACGAUGGAGCUGUAGCUGGAACCAGAUACUUCCAGUGCCUGCCCAGGUACGGCCUGUUCGCUCCGGUCCACAAGGUGACGCGCAUCGGUUUCCCCUGCACCACCCCCACCAAGGCCAAGAGCUCCCGGAGGAGGUCCACCCUGAAGAGGAGCCCCAGCGCCUCCUCCGUCAGCACCCUCAGCUCCGCCACCUCCUCAGUCAGCGGCAAACCGAGCAGGGCAGGACUGCUGACGGAGACGUCCGCCCGCUACGCCCGUAAGAUCUCGGGCACCACGGCGCUGCAGGAGGCUCUGAAGGAGAAGCAGCAGCACAUCGAGCAGCUUCUCGCCGAGCGGGACCUGGAGAGGUGUGAAGUGGCCAAAGCCACCAGCCACGCGGGAGAAGUGCAGCAGGAGAUGGUGCAGCUGAGGAAAGGCCAGGACCAGUACGCGCUGGAGAUGGAGGCCAAGCUGGACCAGCUACGUUCGCUGGUGGAGGCAGCAGAUCGAGACAAGGUGGAGCUUCUGAACCAGCUGGAGGAGGAGAAGAGGAAAGUGGAGGACCUGCAGUUUCGUGUUGAGGAGGCUUGUAUCACCAAAGGAGACCUGGAGACGCAGACCAGGCUGGAGCAUGCCCACAUAAAGGAGCUAGAGCAGAGCCUCCUCUUUGAAAAGACCAAAGCUGAAAAACUCCAGAGGGAUUUAGAGGACACGAGGGUGGCCACGGUGUCCGAGCGCUCCAGGAUCAUGGAGCUGGAGAGGGAGGUGUCCGACCUGCAGCUCCGUCUCCGGGCGUCUCAGCAGAAGGAGGACGCGGCGUCUCUGUCCCAGCAGCAGAUCAGCAGCCUGAAGGUCCAGGCUCAGGCUCAGGAGAAAAAGAUCAGUGAACUGAGCGUGGACCUGGAGAGUAAACACAAAGAGCUUCAGUCUGUGCAGCAGGAUAAGAGCAGCGUGGAGCAACAGCUGAUCGGCCUGAGACAGAAGCUGGAGGCGGCCGAGGAGGAGGAGAGGAGGACGACCAGGGCCAUGCAGGAGCUGGAGCAGAGCGUGGAGCGAUGGAAGAAAGACUAUCAGAGUCUGAAGGACGAGAGCCAGUCCAGAGAGAAAGACCUCAGAGCUCAGCUCACUCAGGUGACUGAGGACUCAGAGAGGACGACCCGGACACUGGAGCAGCUGAACAAUGAGAAUAAGAGUCUGGAGACACAGCUCGAGGCUUUGAAACAGCAAAACUCCAAAUAUCAGGAGGAGCUGAGUCUGUCCAAGGAGAGGAGCAGCUCUGAAAAGCAGCGCAUCGGCGUCCUCUGCAAGGAAAUCGAGGAGCUGAAGCUGGCCUCCCAGAACUCCCAACGUCUUGAUGAUGAGCACAAUGAAGACAACAAUCAGCAGCCGGACAUGAAGACCAGAGAAACCAUCACCAACCAGGAACCAGAGGGAGACGGAAACUUCCAGAAAUCCACUGGAGCUUUGAUCUCAGAAAAAGACCGGGAACUGGAAACUCUGAGGAAUGAGAUCGCGGUGCUGCGAGGAGAAAACGCCGUGGCCAAGACGCUGCAGUCGGCCGUGGAGACGCUGGAGAGAGACAAGGUUCAGCUGCAGAGCCGAGUCCAGAGUCUGGAGCAAAGGCUCAUGGGAACCUCAGAGGGAGAAGACGUGGAAGCUCCUUCCUCAGGCAACGCAGCUCUGGAGCAGCUGAGGGAGGAGAAGGAGUUCGCUGAGGGGCAGAUCAACUUCCUGAACAGUGUGAUCGUCGACCUGCAGAGAAAGAACGAGGAGCUGAAGAUCAAACUGAAGAAACUCGCUCUGGCCGAGUUCAACGGCAACGACGGCACCGACGGAUUCGAUGAAGUCGUGUCGAAGCGUGAGAAGAAGGCGACGCCUCGUCUCUUCUGCGACAUCUGCGACUGCUUCGACCUCCACGACACCGAGGACUGUCCCACCCAGGCCCAGAGCCCCGACUCCGUCCCCCACACCACCUACCACGGCAACCCGGCCGACGAGAGGCCCUACUGCGACAUCUGCGAGGCCUUCGGUCACGCCACCGAGUCCUGCAACGACGACCAGACCUUCUAGAGGACGCAGGCAUUUCACUCCCUCCCUCCCUCCUUCCUCCUCCCUCCUCCUCCCUCCUCCUCUUCCUCCUCCUCUGUUCCCUCCGUCCAGCCUGACUAAAGCCCCUGCAGAUUUUUUCCAUAAUGUAUUUUUAUACUGUAUUUAUGCAUAUCACUGUUCGCCACUGUCCUGCUCUGAAUCUGACCCGAGAAGAAACGCUAACGCUCGUCCAAAUACGCUGCUUCCUCCGGUGCAAUAUCCGUGUUUUUAUCGAACUCGUCGUCCGCGCUCGUCGUUUCUAACGUGUUUCAGUUUCUAAAAAAAAAAGGAGAAAAGAGCAACUGUUGAUUUUUAUUACUUGUUUAAACAAAAGGAAGCACAGUUUAAAGUAAAGGGACAUGAAGAAGCACCUCGACACUCGUCACAUUCCUCCAGCCAGAGACGACCUGCCCAGUGAUAGUUAGAAAGUAGAAAGAUAAUAGUAGAGAGAGUACCAGGGCCACUGCAUCAGAUCCACUGCAUCAGGGCCACUGGAUCAGGGCCACUGUAUCAGGGCCACUGUAUCAGGGCCACUGGAUCAGAGCCACUGUACCAGGGUCACUGGAUCAGGGCACUGGAUCAGGGCCACUGCAUCAGGGCCACUGGAAGGGAAAGAAGAGGCCGUGAUAUUUAGAGAAGAAAAGUUGUUAUAUUUCCAGUAAAAACUUGUUCAAGAUUAGUUGAAAUAUUUACUUUUGGAUAAAAGUGGCACCAUCAGACCAAAAAAAACAUCAACUGACAUGAAAAACCUGAAAUAAUUUUAGCAGGAACACGUUAAUAUGCUGAGGAACUGGUCGAUAUGGAUUCAGAAAUAAGUCUGGAGGUAAAGGAAGUUCUGCUCCACCAAAAUAAGUUGUAAUGUUCUAAUGUGUCCAAGUACUUUCACAUAACAGUAGGAUGGAAUUUGAGGAAAAUGUUUUACCCCAAAAUGUUCUUAAAAUGUUGAGGGAAAAAUUACUUUUUACCAAAAUAAAAUGGGAAUAAUUUGACAAACAAAACAUAUAAAUGACCAAAUCAAAGCUCGGUCUGCUGACACAACACCUCAAAAGUCAUUUAUAACCAAAAUUAAGACGGUUCAGUCACAGUUACCAAAAAACAUCGGAACGUUUCAUUUCAUUUUCCUAAACUUCCAGAUAUAAAGACGCGUCUUUAGUCUUAAACUCUGUGACUUUACGACUUUAUUCUUGAAAUAUUAUCUCUUACUUCUCAUAUUUAUUAUGUUUCUGAUGUCACUAAUUAUUUUGGAAAUAUUACGACUUUAUUCUUUAAAUAUUAGAACAUUUUAGAGCGGUAUUAUAAAUAUAUAAAUAGAUUAAAUAUGUUUGUUUGUUUUUUAAAUAUUCUGAUUUUAUUCUCUAAACCUUCCUUUCCAGAGCUUUAUUUUGAAAAGUCUUUAAAUAUCACACUAUAACAUAACUAUUUUCUUUCUAACUUUAUUUUUUAUCUAUAUUUUUAUUUAAUUUUCUAAACCUUCAGACUUUAUCGUCGUGACCCAAACUCCCUGAACAUUAGAAACGAAGUUCAGCCGCGACCUCGGAGGUUUUAAACCCGGAAACGUUCUCGUUUGAGACCAGAAGAGUCAGAACUAGUUUCCAUGUGUCUCCUGAACGUCUCCUCCUCCCUGAGGAUCCGCUAAGAAUCAACCUAUUUAUUGUUGUGGGAUCUUUUCCAGCCCUGCUGUAUGUAGCAUCGAAGCCUCGACUAACUCUAGUUUUUGCACUGUCCACUUUAGAGAUUCAUCGUACGGAGCAGAUUAUUUCAGCGCUCGAUACAUUUCAGACCAAUCACAGCCGCAAUCAUCACGUUUCUAAAUCUAAGACGAGGUUAAACAGAUGCAGUUAGAGAAACAAAGUCCUGUUCCCCUCUGUAGUUUAGAUAAAGGUCUCAGUCACAUUUGAGUAAAAUAAUCCUAUUUCUAUACAGGAUUAAAGGAUAUUUUAUUUUCAUGGACGACCUUGCAAUUACACCACCGACCACUAGGGGUCCGCGGACCCCGGUUGAGAAUCACUGGUUUUACUCCACUGGAGUAAAUAUUUCUCAAUUCAGUUUCAAAUGAAGGAACUUCUCAGGUUUACUGAUUUAAACACGGACGUCACUUUGUGAGGCUGCGACUUCAAAUCAUAAAGAGACACAAAUACGUUUAGUGAACACGUUUAUCACAGUUUACGUCUGAUUUCUCACAAUAAUCCUUCACAUUUUAUCACGUUUAGUCUGAGACUUCACUCACAUUAAACCAGUAAUGACUCAAAGUUAAGAUGUAUAUGCACUUAUUUACUCGUUUACCCAGUUUCUCUGGGGUUUAAACCCUCAGAUUUGUCUUUUAAAGAAUAUUAAGCACAGUUUAAAAAAGGACUGAAGGUUGUUCCGGCUUAAAUAUCUGUCACUUUAGACGAAAUAAGCUAAAAAAAUAAUACGUAUGGUCGUAUGGUUACGCUGAGCACGGUUCAGUUAAACGUCUGUGAGGACAAUACGAAGCUACAGAAGGUUAGCGUAGCUUAGCACAGAGUCUGGGAACGUUUACAUUUUGGAUUUUGCACCAGUUAAAAACCGUCCUCCCUUCUUUAGCCUCGUGUUUAAAGCUCGAGCCGAUAACCAUCCUCCCUAAAGUCUGAACUCUUGGAUCAUAUUGAAUCUUCAGAGAGACGUCCAGCGACUGAACAUGUGUAAAUACUGAACCUGACGAGUUUUAUUUUUUUCUGCCCGUUUGUACAGACUUUAAAACAUGUUGUACUUUCUACGUGAUGAGUCUAAUUCUCAGUGUUUUGUAUGUUAACACCCUUUUCCACAUGUUGAUGACGUGGUGUGACAUGUUUUCUAUGUUCUGUGAACUCCUCAACAGUCCAAUAGAAACGAUACGAGACAAAGAAACGUUCUGUCGACUUUUAUUUUUAUUUUACUCACCUCUUCACCACUUAAAGCACAAUUAAACUUUUUAAUUCAGA